This is a messenger RNA of Apaloderma vittatum (bar-tailed trogon), 1704 nucleotides long. RefSeq names its product zyxin (gene ZYX). Gene Ontology annotation, biological process: transforming growth factor beta receptor signaling pathway; integrin-mediated signaling pathway. Lineage: Eukaryota; Metazoa; Chordata; Aves; Trogoniformes; Trogonidae. The coding region runs from base 11 to 1681 and encodes 556 amino acids. The record is from RefSeq and is a predicted model, not a curated record. The transcript has 8 exons.
UGCUGAGAACAUGGCCUCCCCAGGAGCCUCAGGGACCCGCAUGACAUCCACAGUCAGUAUCAACAUUUCUACCCCUUCCUUCUACAACCCACAGAAGAAGUUUGCACCUGUGGUUGCCCCAAAACCCAAGGUGAACCCCUUCAAGGCUGGGGGUACGUCAGAGUCGCCGCUGCCUCCACCUCCUGGAGCUGGUGCCCAGCGAGCUCAGAUAGGGAAGGUGGGGGAGAUUCCGUCAGCGUCCACGUCCCUGCUGACAGAAGAGCUGCCGCUGCCACCUCCUCCCCCACCUGGAGAGGAGGCAAGUUUCUCCUCAAACUGUGCUUUUCCCCCACCUCCACCACCCUUUGAAGAGCCUUUUCCACCAGCCCCAGAAGACGUUUUUCCUUCUCCUCCUCCUCCUCCUCCACCGAUGUUUGAUGAAGGGCCUGUGAGCAAGGUACCUGCCCCAGAGAUAUCUCCAGGAUCUGCAGGUUCUCUUGAGAAACCAUCGGCCCCAAAAGCCCAUAUGGAAAUACCAUCUGCACCUAAAGAUACUCCUCAUUCCUUUCCUUCCAAGUUCACUCCAAAGCCAAGUGGAAACUUACCUUUCAAGCCCACUGGAGUGGAUUUGAACCCCUCUCCAACUCCAUGGGCAGCCCCACAGCAACGCAAGGAACCCCUAGCACCAGUCCCUCCACCCCCCUCUCUCCCUCCUGCCCAGACUACCCCUAAAUUCACCCCACCCCUUGUUUCUGGCUCUCCUAAGUCUGGGUCCAAAUCAAGUGCCAGCGAUCCUGUGGCUCCCUCAAACUCCACAAGAUAUCCUACCUCCCUUCAGACUCAGUUCACAGCUCCUUCACCUUCAGGUCCCUCCUCUCGGCCACAGCCUCCCAAUUUCACCUAUGCCCAGCAGAGGGAAAAACCCCAAGUGCAGGAAAAGCCACGUCCCACAGAACAUCCCGCUGCUGCAAAAGACACGCAUAGACCCACAGGCUCCAGUGCAGAUUCACCUAGGGGGAAUUCCUGUCUGACCAUGAAGGAGGUAGAAGAGCUGGAGAAGUUGACCCAAAAACUAAUGAAGGAUAUGGAGCAUCCACCCGCAGCAGAGGCUGCUACUUCUGAGCUCUGUGGCUUCUGCCGGAAGCCCCUGUCACGAACUCAGCCAGCUGUGAGGGCCUUGGACUGCCUCUUCCAUGUGGAAUGCUUCACCUGCUUCAAAUGUGAGAAGCAGCUGCAGGGGCAGCAGUUCUACAAUGUGGAUGAGAAGCCCUUCUGCGAGGACUGCUAUGCUGGGACCUUGGAAAAGUGCAGUGUCUGCAAACAGACCAUCACAGACCGGAUGCUGAAGGCCACUGGUAACUCUUACCAUCCCCAGUGCUUCACCUGUGUGAUGUGCCAUACCCCUCUGGAGGGGACCUCUUUUAUUGUGGACCAGGCCAACCAGCCUCACUGUGUCGAUGACUACCACAGAAAGUAUGCUCCACGCUGCUCAGUCUGUAGUGAGCCUAUCAUGCCAGAGCCUGGAAAGGAUGAGACAGUGCGUGUGGUGGCACUGGAGAAAAAUUUCCACAUGAAAUGUUACAAGUGUGAGGACUGUGGGAAGCCCUUGUCCAUUGAAGCAGAUGAGAAUGGGUGCUUUCCACUGGAUGGGCACGUGUUGUGUAUCAGAUGUCACACAGUUCGUGCCAAAACGGCACGCUGAGGAGCUCGGAGUGGCCAUACCCU